Molecule: messenger RNA, 1890 nt
Organism: Zophobas morio
Lineage: Eukaryota; Metazoa; Arthropoda; Insecta; Coleoptera; Tenebrionidae
Product: glucose dehydrogenase [FAD, quinone]-like
Exons: 3
Coding region: 1-1890 (629 amino acids)
Molecular function (GO): flavin adenine dinucleotide binding; oxidoreductase activity, acting on CH-OH group of donors
Source: RefSeq, a predicted model, not a curated record
AUGAACUGUGGUUGUCAAGCCCCCUACAUCGGUCCAUCCCUCGCAAGAACAUGCUAUGGAGGAAAAUUCAUUCUCUUCAUGAGUAUCCUUGACACAUUAAUCAGGAAAAAGUGCGAUUUAUCGGAAAUGUGCAAACGAAUUGUCCCAAAACGUGCACCAGACUCCGAGUACGACUUCAUAGUGAUAGGUGGCGGAGCAGCAGGAUCUGUAGUAGCAGCACGAUUAUCGGAAGUACCAGAAUGGACAGUUCUUCUUGUUGAAGCAGGUGGUGACGAACCUCCAGGAACGCAAGUACCUUCAAUGAUGAACAAUUUUAUUGGGAAUCCUAUAGUGGAUUGGGACUUCAAAACUGAACCUCAAAAAGAGGCAUGUCUUGGGUACCCUGAGAGAAGAUGCACUUGGCCAAGGGGUAAAGUACUAGGAGGUGGUGGAGUAAUUAAUGGAAUGAUGUACAUAAGAGGGGUUCCUGAAGAUUACGACAACUGGAAGAAACAAGGCAACCCGGGUUGGGGUUACCAAGACGUAUUUCCCUUUUUUGAAUUGUCGGAAGGUAAUGAACAAAUUGGUACUUUAGUAAGUGAGUCUUAUCAUGGUAGAAAUGGUCCUAUGACCAUAAGUAGAUUUCCUGAUCGUCCAGAGCUAGCAAAAGAUGUGUUGAAAGCCGCCAAACAAUCGAAAUUUUUGGUUGUUAAUGAUCUUAACGCUCCACCCUAUUUGGGGUUUACUAUUGCUCAAGCAAUGCAAAGAAAUGGCUCAAGACUCAGCUGCGCUAGAGCGUUUUUACGUCCAGCUAGAGAUCGUCCAAAUUUGCACAUAAUGAUCAACUCAACAGCGACAAAACUGCUUGUGGAAAAGAUCAACAAUAGUAAAAGAUCUGCAGGGAUAGAGUUUGUCUACAGAAAUCAAUCCUUAAGUGUGAAAGUAAAACGGGAAAUUAUUUUAUCUGCGGGAGCUGUAAAUUCACCCCAUAUUCUACUUCUGUCAGGAAUUGCACCAAAACACGAAUUAGAUAAAUUUAACAUCUCGCUAGUUCAUCACCUACCAGGAGUCGGAAGAAACCUUCAAAACCACGUUUCUUUCAUAUUGCAAUUUAAAAUGAAAAAUAGGAAAGCUGUAAAUGAUCUGAACAAACUUUCUGUACAUAAGUUCCUAAAUUUUAGAAAAGGCCCCAUGUCGUCUACUGGAAUGGCUCAAGUUACUGCACGAAUUUGUACAAAACGUACCAAACACUCUUGUCCAGACUUGCAGUUAUUUUUUGGUGGAUAUUUAGCGGGAUGUUCUAAAUUUGGUUGUGUAGAAGAAAUGCAAACACCAAGCGGUUCCUACGCUCCUAGAAAUUUUUCAAUAACACCCGUGGUGUUACGUCCUAAAAGCAGAGGCUUUAUUGGUCUAAAAUCAAAAAAUCCCUUAGACGCACCUCUCAUUCAGCCAAAUUAUCUCACUGAGGAAGACGAUGUCAAAACUCUGAUCACUGGAAUUCGAAUAGCUCAAAAACUUGCUGGUUCUAAAAUCUUGAAAAGGAAGUAUGGUGUGGAAAUUAUUAGGGAAACUUAUGGAAACUGUGAAAACUUUUUCAGUUUUAAUUCUGAUGACUUUUGGGAUUGUGCGGUUCGUUAUCAAACAGGACCCGAAAAUCAUCAAUCUGGUUCGUGCAAAAUGGGACCAUAUUCGGAUGCUUUAGCAGUGGUGGAUUCUGAAUUACAAAUUCAUGGUAUCGAUGGACUUAGAGUUAUGGAUGCGUCGAUAAUGCCUUCAGUUGUUUCCGGUAAUACCCAUGCUACAGUUGUAAUGAUUGCGGAAAAAGGAGCAAACCAUAUCAAAAAAAAGUGGUUGCAUGCCUCUAAAGGGUCAUCUGUCAUCUCGAUAUCUAGAGAAGAGGUAGUCAGUUAA